GGCUUCGGACCAUCCAGCUCUGCGCUAUAAAGAGAAGAAACUCAUUCAGACGUUCACACUCAAGCAGCAGCAGCAGACUGAAGCUGAAACAACUAACACUUGCUGAACUAAAUCUGAACCAUCUCAACCAUAAGAAUGCUUUGCGUGUACGUCUCCCUGCUGCUGGCUCUGAGCACAGUGGGGCUGGGCUCUCUGACGGACAGACAGACGGACUUCGGCCUGAAGGUCUUCUCCCAGCUGGCCCGGGACUCUGUGGAUCAGAACGUGGCCCUGUCCCCGUACGGCGUGGCCUCCGUCCUCGCCAUGGCUCAGACCGGCGCCGCUGGAAGCACCCGGAAGGCCCUGACCUCUGCCAUGGGCUUCUCUCUGCAAGAGCGAGGAAUGUCCCGGCAGCAGCGCCUCCUGCAGCGGGACCUGUCCAGUGAGGAGGGGGUGGACACUGCCAGCGGGGUCAUGGUGGAGAGGAAGAUGAGUCUGGAGAAGGGGUUCCGCCGGGCCCUCACCAAGGCCUUCCAGACCCACCCCAACCAGGUGGACUUCACCAAGCCAGAGCAGGCGGUCAACAUCAUCAACUCGUGGGUCUCAGACCACACCGGAGGUGAGAUCCCAGAGUUCCUGGCGCCUGGUUCUCUGAGUGACGAGACCCGCCUGGUCCUCCUGAAUGCCCUCCACUUCCAGGGCCUGUGGAAGGUCCCCUUUGACCCCAAACUGACCCAGGAGAGGAUGUUCCACUGUGCCAACGGCAGCAGCGUGCCCGUGCACAUGAUGGGACUCACCAACCGCUUCAACUAUGGCGAGUUUGUGACAACCGAUGGCGUUGACUAUGAUGUCAUUGAGGUCCCGUACGAGGGUGACUCCCUGAGCAUGCUGCUGGUGUCGCCCUUCGAGCCUGAAGUUCCUCUGAGCACGCUCAGUGCAGAUCUGAGCAGCCAGAGGAUGAAGCAGUGGAGAACAGAGCUGAGGAGUGUCAAGAGACAGCUCGCCAUGCCCAGGUUUACUCUGAACUCUGAGGUGGAUUUGAAGACUUGUCUGAUCAACAUGGGUCUGGGAGACAUGUUCAACCUGGCUACUGCUGACUUCUCACGCAUCACCACUGAUGAGAGGCUGUGUGUGUCGAAGGUUCUACAGAGAGUGAAGAUCGAGGUGAAUGAGCAAGGAACCAAAGGAGCAGCAGCAACAGCUGCUGUGAUGUUUUCCCGUAUGGCAGUGGAGGAGCUCACUCUGGACCGACCCUUCCUCUUCCUCAUCCAGCACAAACCAACAGGUGCUGUUCUGUUCAUGGGCCAGUUCAACCAGCCUUAACAACAUGAACCCACUCUGAAGACCCGCCUUCAUUCCACUGCGUCUGACUACUGCUGCUCACACUCCACAUGACGACCAUACACACACCACACCUACUGUACACAGUUUAUAUGACUUAUUACGACUCAAUAGACUUAUUCACUGACACCUUUAUUUAUAAGAUACUUAAUACAAGAAGACUGGGGAAAAUGGAUACACGCAUGUAUUACAACAGAAAUUGGAAGCAUUACUGACUGGGAGUUUAUUUGUUUGUUGUUAUUUAUUUCUCUAAAU
This is a messenger RNA of Notothenia coriiceps (black rockcod), 1575 nucleotides long. RefSeq names its product serpin peptidase inhibitor, clade E (nexin, plasminogen activator inhibitor type 1), member 1 (gene serpine1). Gene Ontology annotation, molecular function: serine-type endopeptidase inhibitor activity. The record is from RefSeq and is a predicted model, not a curated record. Lineage: Eukaryota; Metazoa; Chordata; Actinopteri; Perciformes; Nototheniidae. The transcript is spliced from 9 exons. Gene Ontology annotation, biological process: negative regulation of vascular wound healing; negative regulation of endopeptidase activity; negative regulation of plasminogen activation. Bases 136 to 1302 code for a protein of 388 amino acids.